Messenger RNA from Labrus bergylta (ballan wrasse), 2112 nucleotides. Lineage: Eukaryota; Metazoa; Chordata; Actinopteri; Labriformes; Labridae. The record is from RefSeq and is a predicted model, not a curated record.
GUUUCAGUCACAGGACAGCGGUGUCACCCCUAACUCCUCCCCCAGUCCCACCCGGAGGUUCAGACCAGCAGUCAGCGCCACUGUGAGGUGGCCUGUAUUAACUCCACUCAAGAGGAAAGGAGGGGUGGAGUCAGAUGGACCACCUAAGAAGCUCUUUGUUGCCGGGGUAACAGAUCCGGCCAACAGGAGCAGCUACACAGUUAGUGUUUCCCAGACGGCGGCAGGUUCUCCGCCAGCAGGGGGCGUCAGUCCUCAGUCCAGCCCUCUGUCUCUCUCUCCUCCCCCUGCCUUCACCCCAUUUACCUCCCACCAGCACCCCGGACACUAAACCCUCCUCAUCCUCCUCACCCGGAGUCCUGACCCUGUCACUGUGGGUGCAGACUGACAACCAGCAUCAGCUCCAGAAAAACCACGAUGAACAUCGACGCCGAUCGCACCUUAUUUCUGCUCCUGUUAAUCGCCAGGAUCACUGUAAGUCCCGCCUCUUCCUGCGACCGCUGAAGAAUCACAGGAAAUUAAGUUUUCUGCUCUCUGAGCUGGUUUACUGCCAUGGGAAGUUUCUGUUUCUGUUCAGAGACGCUUCAGAAAGUAAAUCCUCCUGAAGUUUCUGAUUGGCUAUUGGACAUUUUUUGUUGGUUAGUUGGAAUAACGGCGCCGUUACUUUAUUUUAAACCCUCAGAGUCAGCGGUCGACUGUGAUUGGGGAGAAGGACUCUUUCAUCUGAUUUGUCAAAUGUGUGGCCUUAGAGUUGUGAGUCCAUCAUCUGACUGAAGUUGUGGAAUAACCCUAAAUCCAACGCCCAAAGGAAAGGUUUACAGAAGAUUCAUCAUCAGCAUCAUCGCAAGACUCAUGAAUCUUGUGAAACCGAGGACACACUGGUUGUGUCGCCAGACAGAAGCCGGAUUCAGACUGACAGAAGGGUGUGUUGGGGGAACUCUGGGAAGCACAUGGGGAACAGCACACCUCCAAAAAAAAACAAACCUCUCUGCAGACCCAAGGAUCAAACAAGCUAAUUGUUAUUCAAUACGUACAGAAGCAGGAUAAAUCAAGUAAGCACAGAAACACCAAACUGCUGUACAUGUUUGUGCACAUGCAGCACAGAGAAAACCUGUUCUUGAUGAUGGAUUCACAUCUGGGGCUGCCUGUAUGAGGCUGCAGCUGAAGUCUGACCGAUCAGUCGAUGCUCUGUAUGAAGCGCCAGAUUAUCUCUGGUCGACUGUUCUGAGUUCUUAUAAGGUCUUGAGUUGUAAUCAAGAUGUAGAAACACAGGAAAUGAAGAAACAUUUGAAGUGUUUAGAUUAAACGUAUCUACGAAGACAUCGAGGUACUUCUGGAAGAUCUGCUUCCAACUUCAGCGAUCCAGUUGACACGUCGAGGAUCUGAACGGAAAUUCAGGAAAUACUCCCACGUUGUCGUGGAGGUUUUGGACCACAUGUAAACGUAUCGAUCUUUCCAUCGAGUCGAAUCCAUCUGAUGAAAUUUCGGAAGUUUGGCAGUUAAAGUUGCUGGGAUUAAUGAUUCUACUAGCACUUAUUCAAAACAGUGAACCAGGGUUAAGCUCAUGAAUUUGCAUCUUUUAUCAACAAUGCAAAUUAUGAAAUAUACAGAAGCCCAAAUAUCCAAGCAAACACGUCCAAACAGUCCCUGUCCAAACUCAGAAUCCACAUGAAGGGGUUGUAGCUUUCUGUCUUAGAGAACCUUUGUCCGGUACGUUUGAGCCCAAAGUAGCUCAACCGGACAAACCUGAGAUUCAGCCACUGAACAAAGUUUCAGUCAUUGAAGAUUUUUGUGUUUUAACGAAAAAAGUCUCGUCUGUGUCGACUGAGUCCACCUGACUGAAACUUCUGGUUUUACCAGAAGGAACCCGACAGACAUCAGUUAUUUGUCAAACGUUUGUCGAAUGUUUGUUAGCGAUGGUUCCUCUGUUGGAUGUUUGGUUUCCUCCCAGCUUGAGAGACUGGUUUAAUAACUGGCUCCCAGUGAAGGAACUGAGGUGUAAUUUGUUAAUAAUGUAUCUAUAUGUGAAUAUUGACAGUCAGAGCAGCUUAUAAGUGCUCAGUUUUCUUCAGCCUGCAGGGUUUGAUUGUACAUAUUAAAUCUGCAGGAAGUGGA